AUUGCAAAAGAGAUGAAAAAAUAUAUUCGUCGGACAUCUACUCACAUGACGGUCUGAAGCAAAAGACACUCAAUUCUUUCCUAUUCUUAACUAGUAAAAGAAUGUAGUACUCCGUAGGAGAUGCUGUGACCGCACUUUGUGCAAUGAACGAGUCGAUAUGUAUGGGCCAUGGAUUUAUUUAGUCGAUGCUGCCAUGGUCCUUCUCUUCUCAGUAUCCUUUUCCGUUCCUAUCAAUCCAAGCUUCCGGGCAACCGCUAAUCUGAGAAACUACGCUGUCAUCAAGUACCACGUGUCAAACCGUCGACACGCCACGCGUCAGCAUCCUAUACAGGCUAAUGCUCCAUGUGUUGCAACACGUGUUCCGUCUCCUCUAUAAGUGCCCGCCACUACGGAUGCACAUCCACUUCUAAACUUCUCCUACCAUCCGAGAAACCACGCUCUCACUACCUACGAAUAAUGUACUCUGCGGAUGUACGUCCACUUCCAAACCUCUCUUACUCGUAAAUUUAUGCGCCGGCCAAUACUCCCGUCGAUCCUCGCGCGCGCACCAGGACCGGCUGGUUCAUCAUCGUCUCCGAUGGCGCCGCGGAUUAACCUGCAGCCCAGACGCCGGCGUCUACUCUCUCUCCCCGCGGUGUGCCCGUGCGAGGGCAUCGCGCCGGAGCCGCUGCUCGCGUCCCUCGUCUCCCUCGCGGCCGACGUGGCGAGCCGCAGGGGCGCAUCCGGCGACUUCCCCGUGCUCAGGCGCGGCGCGCGCCAGGCCGUGCGCAUCGCAGGCCUCCUGCUCGCCUUCCUCGAGGAACUCACGCCGACGGCGGCGGUGCCUUCCUCCGCCGGGCUCGCCCUCACGGAGCUGCACGUGGCCAUGCAGAAGUUAAGAUUCCUGCUCACGGACUGCGAGCACCGGGGCGCGCGCCUGUGGUUGCUCGUGAACGCCGGGCUGGCAGCGUCCGAGCUCAGGCUGGCUCUCGGGUCCGUGGCCGCGGCCAUGGACGCGCUGCCGAGGAGCGUCGUGGAGGGCGCGUCCGUGGAGGCCGGAGAGCUCGCGCGGCUGGUGUCGGAUCAGGCGUGGCGCGCGGUGGUGCGGCCCGACGCCGGCGACGAGCUAGCGAUGCGGAGCGUGCGGUCUAUCAUGGACCAGUUCAGGCACGGCGGCCCGCCGGAGGCCGAGGACGCGAUGCGUGUGCUCAGCCGGAUCGGGGUCGGAAGCUGGCUCGAGUGCUCCGAGGAGAUCGCUUUCCUGGACAGCGAGCUCACCGCGCGGUUGGAUGACGCCCGGGACGGGAACAGCUACAGCAGCGACGUCGUGCUCAUCAACAACCUGAUGGCGUUCAUGGUGUACUGCCGCGUGGUGCUGUUCGACCGCAUUGACGCGGAUCAGAAGGCGGAUCCAGUGCGGCCGGCUGCGGCGUGGUGUCCGGAGUGGAUCAGGCCGGAGACGCUGCAGUGUCCGAUCACGCUGGAGCUCAUGACCGACCCGGUGACCGUGUCGACCGGCCAGACUUACGACCGCGCGUCCAUCACCCGGUGGAUCAAGGCCGGGUGCCGCACCUGCCCUGUCACCGGCGAGAGGCUCCGCACCACCGACCUCGUCCCCAACGCCGCACUGCGAGGCAUCAUCGAGCGGAUGCUGCUCAGCAACGGCGUCUCGCUUCCUGACCAGAGCUCAAGCGCCAGGCACCAAAACCAUGGCGACGUCGCCAGCCCAGCGGUGCCAUCAUUCAGCGCGUCGGCGGCCGCCGCCGCGGAGCUCGCGGUCGCCCACGUCGUGGCGCAGUUCAAGAGGGGGUCAACGGAGGAGCGGCGGAAGGCGACGUGCGAGGCCCGGAGGCUCUCCAAGCACAGCUUGUACUACCGCGCGCGCUUCGUGGAGGCCAACGCCGUGCCGUGGCUGCUGUGCCUGCUCGCCACCACGGACGCGGCCGUGCAGGACAAUGCCGUGGCGUCGCUCCUCAACCUCUCCAAGCACCCCGGUGGCCGCGCGGCGCUCGUCGAGGCCGGCGGCAUCGGCCUCGUGGUCGACGUCAUCACCGUCGUCGGCGCCAAGGCCGAGACCCAGCAGAACGCCGUGGCCAUUCUCUUCUACCUCUCGUCCAACGCCGAGUACGCCGAGGAGAUCGGCCGCUUCCCGGAAGCCAUCCCGAAGCUGGUGGAGCUCAUCCGGGCCGGGAGCACGCAUCGGGGGCGGAAGAACGCCAUGGUCAGCCUCUACGGGCUGCUCCAGUGCCCGGACAACCACGCCAAGGCCGUCGAUGCCGGCGCCGUGGCGGUGCUCGCCAGCCUGCUUUCAGGCGACCAUGAAGAGGACCUAGCCGGCGACACGGUCUCGCUGCUGGCGAGGAUCGCCGAGCAGCCGGCGGGCGCGCAGGCCGUACUGGCGUGCCCGGGGCUGGUUCCUCGCCUCGUCGAGUUCCUGGCCGCGUCGGCGUCUCGGUCCGGGAAGGACCACUGCGUGGGGCUGCUUGUCUCGCUGUGCCGGCACGGCGGGGAUAAGGUGGUCGCUCUGCUGGGCAAGAUGCCGGGCCUGAUGGCGUCUCUGUACUCGCUCGUCGCAGAAGGCAGCCCGCUGACGAUCAAGAAGGCGCGGGCGCUGUUGAACGUGAUCCACCGGCAAUACGAGCUGUCCAGGCCGUCAUCCUCGCCACCGGCCCCGGUGCCGGCGCCGGACGCCGGUGACCGUGUCAUUCGCGCUCUAUAGCGUUCCACAAGACCUCUUGUAAGUACAGCGUGAUAGAUAGAUAGAUAAAUCGAUAGGUACGACACCAUGUUUGCUUCGAUCUUAGCUCGCGUUUUGGAAGAGCUUGGAUCGAAUUUUGCUUCUCUUUCUCUCAUCUCUUUUCGCCAUACUUAUGGCAAUACGUCGCGAUUGCGGUACACAUGCAUACACAGAUUGGAGUUGAUGUUGGUUGUACAUAUCCGUGUCAUUGUGUCAAGUUGCUCGUGUGUUCACUGUGAUGAUUUGAAUGCAUGAUGGCUGAUGGAUGAGGAUAGUUAUGGCGGAAACGAAUUGAUGGGUCACUGUAAUUCACUACUCCCUCCGUCCAUUAUAAAAGUAAACAUCGUGGUGUUACUGAAUGUCAAA
Brachypodium distachyon (stiff brome) is the source of this 3082-nucleotide messenger RNA. RefSeq names its product U-box domain-containing protein 19. Lineage: Eukaryota; Viridiplantae; Streptophyta; Magnoliopsida; Poales; Poaceae. Gene Ontology annotation, molecular function: protein binding; ubiquitin-protein transferase activity. The record is from RefSeq and is a predicted model, not a curated record. Gene Ontology annotation, biological process: protein ubiquitination. The transcript has a single exon. Gene Ontology annotation, cellular component: nucleus; cytoplasm. Bases 470 to 2698 code for a protein of 742 amino acids.